AUGUCAUCUACAAUUUCAAGUACUUCUAGUGCUCCAGCAAGCACCGUAACAAUAAACAGAACAACAUCAAAUAAUCAAUUGAAUCGUGCAUCUGGAACAAAUUCUAAUCAACAAACAUCUUCACGUCUUAAACUAACAUAUGAUAAUCGACGUUAUUCAAAUACUCAACAUAAACGAACAUCACAACCUACAAUGAAUUCAAAUUUAAAAGUGAUACCAAAAUUAUCUCCAGUUGAAGUAGUUUCUUUACCACCGGCUCAUCUUAUACUUCAGCAACAAGUAUCAUCUCCUAGUCGUUUACAGCAACAACACUCAUCAUCAUCACCACAAUUUGUUAUACCAUCUAGUUCAGUUCUUGAUCCUCUUGUUCUUGGACGAAACCGUCCUGCACCAUUACCACCACCAACAACAACGACAAAUCGAAAUACUUUGCCUCGUAAUGCUGUUAGUCUUAAUGCAUUACCAUUCAAUCAACAAAAUAAAACAGUAACACGAGGACGUUUACCAAAUACUGGAGUUAAAGGGCCAUUGCCAACACGAACAUCAAAAAUGAGACAACAAUCAUUAGCACCAUUUGAUAUUCAACAAUCUAUUGUACCAUAUCCAGCAACAUCAUUUAUAUAUCGACAUCCAUUAAAUACUGAUCUACCUCCAGUAUUCUUUGAAUGA
Messenger RNA from Adineta steineri, 669 nucleotides. The record is from the annotation of a GenBank genome assembly. Lineage: Eukaryota; Metazoa; Rotifera; Eurotatoria; Adinetida; Adinetidae.